This is a messenger RNA of Pseudophryne corroboree (corroboree frog), 465 nucleotides long. RefSeq names its product gastrula zinc finger protein XlCGF17.1-like. Gene Ontology annotation, molecular function: DNA-binding transcription repressor activity, RNA polymerase II-specific; RNA polymerase II cis-regulatory region sequence-specific DNA binding. Bases 1 to 465 code for a protein of 154 amino acids. Gene Ontology annotation, biological process: regulation of transcription by RNA polymerase II. Lineage: Eukaryota; Metazoa; Chordata; Amphibia; Anura; Myobatrachidae. The transcript has a single exon. Gene Ontology annotation, cellular component: nucleoplasm. The record is from RefSeq and is a predicted model, not a curated record.
AUGAAGCCAUUGCCAUGUUCUAAAUGUGGGAAAUCAUUUACACGGAAAUCGAAUCUUGAGCGACAUCAGAGAGUUCACGUCGGCGAGAGACAUUUGUCCUGUUCUGAGUGCGGGAAGGUUUUUAAACACAAGUCUGAUCUCAAAAGACAUCAAAGAAUUCACACAGACGAGAAUCCAUGUUUUUGUUCUGAAUGUGGGAAAUGUUUUACCCGGCAGUCAAAUCUGGAGCAACAUCGGAGAAUUCACACUGUUGAUAAGCCUCUGUCAUGUUCCGAGUGUGAAAAAUGUUUCACACAUCCAUCACAUCUUGAUAGGCACCAGAGAAUUCACACCGACGAGAAGCCAUUUUCCUGCUCCAAGUGUGGGACAUGUUUUGCACAGAAAUCAGAUCUGGUUAAACAUCAAAGAAUUCACACGGGUGAAAAACCUUUCACGUGUCCUGAGUGUGGGAAAUGUUUUACAUAA